This is a messenger RNA of Loa loa (African eye worm), 702 nucleotides long. Its product is annotated as Spred1. Bases 1 to 702 code for a protein of 233 amino acids. Gene Ontology annotation, cellular component: membrane. The record is from RefSeq and is a predicted model, not a curated record. NCBI's taxonomy places the organism in Eukaryota, Metazoa, Nematoda, Chromadorea, Rhabditida, Onchocercidae. The transcript is spliced from 5 exons. Gene Ontology annotation, biological process: multicellular organism development; regulation of signal transduction.
AUGCAUAAGUCUCAGAUUCAAAGCAAUUAUUUUUCAAGCAAUCGAGCGUUAACAUCUGUAACUGUGACUCAAGAGAAGAGCUACCAAAAAAAGCAGAUUCUUCCAGUACGAACUGGACCUGUGAACAAGUUGCAGGCUAAGAAAAGAUCAGUCGUGUAUCAUCAAUAUAUCUCACAUAUAUCAGAUCGUAUUUCACAUCCAGCAAAUCGGGAUGAAAAGGGAUGCUUUCUGAAAGAAAUGAAUAAUUUUUCUGUUUACAAAAACAAUGAUCAUAUAAUAUUGCCAAAGAGAAAACACAGAUUGGAACCACGGGUGCGGUGCUUCUAUUGUGGUGAAUGGUUCAACAGAAAUGAAAACAUUUCUGGUUCUUGCAAAGAAGCUCCUGAUCCAGUCGAGGUUACGAUUCGCUUUCUGACAUGCUAUCCGGUAGCGGAAGGUGCUGUAUAUCAUUGUUGUAAGAGUGAUGACGACAUGCCUGUUAAUAUUAGCCGUUUUGGACAAGGCUACAAUGUGUUUUCGUUUGGACCACGCCAUAUACCGCUAUUGAAACGUGUAAAACGAUUGCUAUUUUUGGCGCUUAUGUCACUUGUAGCACCAUGCCUAUGUUGUUAUUUCCCAGCUCAUACGAUAAACAAAUGUUUCGGUGGUGGCAAACGAGGACGUCAUCAGUCAUAUCAUUCCACGACUACUUUUGAUGGCUAA